This is a messenger RNA of Pistacia vera, 579 nucleotides long. RefSeq names its product CST complex subunit TEN1-like. Gene Ontology annotation, biological process: negative regulation of telomere maintenance via telomerase. Gene Ontology annotation, molecular function: telomeric repeat DNA binding; single-stranded DNA binding; telomerase inhibitor activity. Gene Ontology annotation, cellular component: CST complex. Lineage: Eukaryota; Viridiplantae; Streptophyta; Magnoliopsida; Sapindales; Anacardiaceae. The transcript has 2 exons. The annotation marks the transcript as partial. The record is from RefSeq and is a predicted model, not a curated record.
AUCAAAGAUAAAUAUUUCUUGUUUUCCUCCAGGUUACAAGAGUAUUCCGUGGAGACAGCCAUAGCCAUAAUUGCUGAUGGAAGUGCCAUCUUAAAGAUCAACACCCAGCACCUGAGGGACCUUAGUUUUCGAGUUGGGUCCAUCUAUCAGUUUAUUGGUGAACUCCAUAUUCAGCUUGACAAUGAGGCAAUCUUGCGGGCACGGGUAGGUAGGAAUGUUGAUGGCCUUGACCUGAACCUGUAUCAUCAGUCUUUGCAGCUACUGAGACACUUUCAAGCGAUCACAUGAGCGGUACAACAACUUAAUGCAGUUAUAAUAUUGAAAAGGCUCACUCACAGGGAAAGGUACCAAAGUAACUUCGUACCUACAUGUAGACCUGUUGAAAACGGAUGAUUUUUUUUUUUUUUUUUAAUUCUUUCAGUACUUAACUGUUGGAUCUGUACUUCGAAUACUUAAUUCAUGGUUGAUAUCUAUUAAAUGUCCAUCAAAAUAUACGCUGUUAUAAUUUCUGAUUUCCUCUGGAGCAUAGAAACUGGGUAAUCUGUUCAUUUAUGACAGAUUCCCACCUUUAAGAUUGAA